Molecule: messenger RNA, 2569 nt
Organism: Mus pahari (shrew mouse)
Lineage: Eukaryota; Metazoa; Chordata; Mammalia; Rodentia; Muridae
Gene: Phactr1
Product: phosphatase and actin regulator 1
Exons: 15
Coding region: 387-2336 (649 amino acids)
Biological process (GO): stress fiber assembly; cell motility
Molecular function (GO): actin binding
Source: RefSeq, a predicted model, not a curated record
GCAUGGGCUCGGUGAGAAGGGGCUGGCUGCUUUUCAUGCCAGGCUAGUGCAUGCUAUCUAUAGGAAACACGGCAAGGCUGUGAUGUUUGCUGCUGCUGCACGAACCACGGUUCUGUAUCAAAAGCAGCCUAUACCGGGCAUGGGCAGAUGAGCUAGAAGCACUGUAUAGAAUGUGCUGAAGGGAAUGGCUGAAGACUAAGGAAUUCAAGGCACUUGUACAGCAAACAAGCCAGCCUAUAUUGCAAAGUGUCUAUGAGAGGAGGCUCGGAUUCCCAGGGGAUGCUUUCUACUAGAGGGGACACCAGACACCCCUGGAUCAAUUGAAGAGCAACUUGCAGAGAGCUAAGUGAUUGCCUUCUCUCAAAAUCCUGUUCUGAACGUUGAAGAUGGAUUAUCCCAAAAUGGAUUAUUUUCUGGACGUUGAGUCUGCUCACAGACUCUUGGAUGUGGAGUCGGCACAGAGGUUCUUCUACAGUCAAGGAGCUCAAGCUCGCCGGGCGACCCUGCUCCUGCCUCCCACAUUAAUGGCGGCUUCUUCGGAGGAUGACAUAGACCGGCGGCCCAUCAGAAGAGUCCGCUCCAAGAGCGACACGCCAUAUCUCGCAGAGGCCAGGAUCUCCUUUAACCUGGGGGCAGCCGAGGAAGUGGAGAGGCUGGCUGCCAUGCGUUCCGACUCGCUGGUCCCAGGUACGCACACCCCACCCAUCCGGAGGAGGAGUAAGUUUGCCAACCUGGGGAGGAUUUUCAAGCCCUGGAAAUGGAGGAAGAAGAAAAGCGAAAAGUUCAAGCACACGUCAGCAGCUCUGGAAAGGAAGAUUUCGAUGAGGCAGAGCAGAGAGGAACUGAUCAAGCGAGGGGUCUUGAAGGAGAUCUACGAUAAAGAUGGAGAACUCUCCAUAUCAAAUGAAGAUGACUCCCUGGAGAACGGGCAGUCCCUGAGCUCCAGCCAACUCUCUUUGCCUGCUCUGUCGGAAAUGGAGCCUGUCCCGAUGCCCAGGGAUCCCUGCUCCUAUGAGGUGCUCCAAGCUUCAGACAUUAUGGAUGGACCAGUGUCUGAAGAGAGUCCCUCUGCCAGUGAGUCUGGAGUCCUCCUGUCCCAAGAUCCUUCAGCCAAACCAGUUCUGUUCCUGCCCCCCAAAAAAUCUGCCGCUUUCCCUGGAGACCAUGAGGAGACCCCAGUGAAACAGUUGUCCCUUCACAAGCAACCCCCGGCCCUGCCUCCCAAACCCACUGCCCGGAUUGCCAACCACUUAACAGAUCCUGGCGCCCCUGUGAAAUUGCCUUGUCUGCCAGUGAAACUGUCGCCUCCGCUACCUCCAAAGAAAGUCCUGAUCUGUAUGCCUGUAGGGGGGCCAGAGCUCACUCUGGCAUCCUACGCAGCCCAGAAGAGCAGCCAGCAGGCCGUGGCCCAGCACCACCACACUGUCCUACCAUCCCAGAUGCAGCACCAGCUGCAGUAUGGCAGCCACGGCCAGCAUCUCCCAUCCUCCACCGGCACCUUGCCCAUGCACCCCUCGGGCUGCAGGAUGAUCGAUGAGCUGAACAAGACGCUUGCUAUGACCAUGCAGAGGCUGGAAAGCUCUGAGCAACGAGUCCCCUGUUCCACUUCUUACCACAGUUCUGGUUUGCACUCAAGUGACGGCAUCACAAAAGCAGGACCCAUGGGCCUUCCGGAAAUAAGACAAGUGCCAACUGUUGUGAUUGAAUGUGAUGACAAUAAGGAAAAUGUGCCUCAUGAACCUGACUAUGAAGACUCGCCCGGCCUGUAUGGCCGGGAAGAGGAGGAAGAAGAGGAAGAUGAAGAUGAUGAUGCCUCUUUGUACACCAGCUCGCUGGCCAUGAAGGUCUGCAGGAAGGACUCCUUAGCCAUCAAACUCAGCAACAGGCCCUCUAAGCGAGAGCUAGAAGAAAAGAACAUCCUGCCCAGACAGACCGACGAGGAACGGCUAGAGCUCAGACAGCAGAUUGGCACCAAGCUCACCAGGCGGCUGAGCCAGAGACCAACUGCAGAGGAACUGGAGCAAAGGAACAUUCUGAAGCCUCGGAAUGAACAAGAAGAACAGGAGGAGAAGCGGGAAAUCAAGAGGAGGCUGACUCGCAAGCUCAGCCAAAGGCCCACGGUGGAAGAACUCCGGGAGAGGAAGAUCCUUAUCCGCUUCAGUGACUACGUGGAAGUGGCAGAUGCCCAAGACUAUGACCGGAGGGCAGACAAGCCAUGGACCCGCCUCACCGCUGCAGACAAAGCUGCCAUUCGGAAGGAACUCAAUGAGUUUAAAAGUACUGAAAUGGAAGUCCACGAGUUAAGUAGACACUUAACCAGGUUUCAUCGACCUUAACAGUGGGAUUACUCCUGAGUGCUCUGCUGUCUUCAAAACAUAAAUUUCUAAGAACCUUAAGUGCUGGCGUCUGUCCACUUCCCUGUUACCAUGUAAAUCCGAACUGCCUUUUUUUUUAAGAAAGAAAGAAAGAAAGAAAGAAAGAAAGAAAGAAAGAAAGAAAGAAAGAAAGAAAGAAAGAAAGAGAAAGAAAGAAAGGAAAGGAAAGAAAAAAGAAGAAGAAGAAACGAAAG